AUCUCUGCAUACCAUCAGAGCUUUUGAGUAUUAGAAUCUUUUACUCAGCCCACUAACAAUCUCUUCUUUCUCUAUUACAAGCAGAAGAAUGGCCGUUACCUGCUUUACCCAGGAGCUCACAACCUCCGUUGCUCCAUCGAGGAUGUUCAAGGCUCUGGUGCUCGACUCCCACAACCUCAUCCCCAAGAUUGCCCCUCAGGGUAUUAAGAGCAUCGAGUUUGUCCAAGGAGACGGUGGUGCCGGAAGCAUCAAGCAGACCAACUUCGCCGAUGGCGGCCACUUGAAGUGGUUGAAGCAUAGGAUCGAUGCGGUUGAUGCUGAGAAGCUCGUGUGCAAGUACACCCUGAUCGAGAGCAACAUCGCAUUCGACAAGAUCGAGUCUGUAGCGUAUGAGGUGAAAUUCGAAGCUUCCAGUGAUGGUGGGUGCGUCUGCAAGAUGACCAGCGAGUAUCACGUCAAAGCUGGGGCGGAGCUGAAGGAGGAGGAUAUCAAGCAGGGCAAGGACAAGGCCAUGGGACUUUACAAAGUUGUUGAGGAAUACCUUUUGGCCAACCCCGAAGUCUAUGCUUAAAUGAGUGCGGUUUCGAGUUUGCAUAACAUGUACUCUUGUAUUGUCUACUAUACUGUUCCCAUAUAUUUUUUCCCUCUUUCUUUGAGCUCUUUUCUCAUUCAGCCGAUGGCUUUGCCUAGAAAUAUUUGGGCAAAUGGAUUAAUAAAACGUAUCAUUGUCAUUUCACACGAAAAGUGUUGAUCUCUGUUGGAU
Molecule: messenger RNA, 763 nt
Organism: Punica granatum (pomegranate)
Lineage: Eukaryota; Viridiplantae; Streptophyta; Magnoliopsida; Myrtales; Lythraceae
Source: RefSeq, a predicted model, not a curated record